Durio zibethinus is the source of this 1105-nucleotide messenger RNA. RefSeq names its product glutathione S-transferase zeta class-like. The record is from RefSeq and is a predicted model, not a curated record. Gene Ontology annotation, molecular function: glutathione transferase activity; maleylacetoacetate isomerase activity. Gene Ontology annotation, cellular component: cytoplasm. NCBI's taxonomy places the organism in Eukaryota, Viridiplantae, Streptophyta, Magnoliopsida, Malvales, Malvaceae. Gene Ontology annotation, biological process: L-phenylalanine catabolic process; glutathione metabolic process.
UCAAGUGGCUGGUCGCUUUAUUUCAGGCGUCACCAACCACCUUUUUGAAUUCUGAAGCUCCAACCAUACCAAGCUCAGUUGAAACUCGAAAGCCAAUGGCAGCCAAAGAUGGUGGCGAGGUGUCUUCAAAGCUCGUUUUAUAUUCAUACUGGCAGAGCUCCUGCUCAUGGCGUGUUCGCUUCGCGUUGAACCUCAAAAGGAUUUCAUAUGAGUACAAAGCUGUGAACCUUCCAAAAGGAGAGCAGUUUACUCCAGAGUUUGAGAAGUUGAACCCUCUCCAUUUUGUUCCGGUUCUAGUUGACGGUGACAUUGUUGUAUCCGAUUCAUAUGCAAUCUUGAUUUAUUUGGAAGAAAAAUAUCCUCAAAGAGCUCUCUUACCAGCUGAUUGUCAGCAAAAAGCUCUGAAUCUUCAGGUUGCCAGUAUUAUCAGCUCUAGCAUACAGCCUCUUCAUAUGCUGUCAAUUCUGAAAUAUCUUGAGGAAAAAGUUGGCCCACAAGAGCGACUCCUAUUUGUUCAAACUAGCAUUGAAAAAGGUUUCCUUGCUCUGGAGAAACUGCUGAAAGAUUUUGUUGGCAAAUAUGCCACAGGAGAAGAAGUGUACAUGGCUGAUGUAUUUAUGGCACCUCAGAUUGCUGUGGCUACAGAACGGUUUAAGAUUGAAAUGUCCAAGUUCCCUACUUUAAGUAGGAUAUAUGAAUCUCAAAAGGCAUUACCGGAAUUCGUAGCUGCCUCCCCUGAAAGACAACCUGAUGCUGUGCAGUAAUUUUGGUGAGUAGUUACAACCACAGCUUAAUGCUGAGAAGUCUAAAAUCUUCAAAGACUAUACUGUUUCUGCUAUUUGUUUUAAGUUACUAUUCUAAGAUUUUUUAAGCUACAGAAAACCCCUGAGAUAUCAAAAGGUAAAUGUGUCUAUGUUGUCUAAAAUCUAAAUCAGCAGUAUUGAAAGGGUCAAACUAAAAAAGUUUAUAUAAACACAAGUAAGCUGCAUAUCCGAUGAAUGCUCUCCCGCCAGACUUUGGGUCCUUUCACAUGUUUCUUCUUUUAAUCCACCUUGUAAAUUGGUACUCCUUCUUUGUCUAAUUUUUUUUAUAUUUUAUUUUACUU